Rhodotorula graminis WP1 is the source of this 963-nucleotide messenger RNA. RefSeq lists its product as uncharacterized. NCBI's taxonomy places the organism in Eukaryota, Fungi, Basidiomycota, Microbotryomycetes, Sporidiobolales, Sporidiobolaceae. The annotation marks the transcript as partial. The transcript has 2 exons. The record is from RefSeq and is a predicted model, not a curated record.
AUCGCCUCGCUCUCGCUCGGGUCGUGCGACCACCACCCGCUCGCGCGCAAGGUCGCUGCAGCCGCCGAGCACGGCUUCACCUCGAUCGAGCUGUUCGACCUCGACUGGCAGCACUUCCGCGACGCGCACGCCCGCGAGCACGGGUUCGACACGCCCUGCGUCGAGGGCGACGAGGCGAGCAUCUCGGCCGCGCACGCCCUGGCGGCGAUCCUGCACCGCCACGGCGUCGAGGUGAGCUGCUGGCAGCCGCUGCGCAACUUUGAGGGCUGGGUCGACGACGACGACCGGCGCGAGGCGCGCGAUUACGCCCGCGGCAUCCUCGACAUCAUGCCCAUCCUCGGCACCGACCUCCUCCUGUGCUGCACGACGUCGACGCCCGCCCCGAGGACGUCGUCAAGCCUCGACCGCGCCGUCGAGGACCUGCGGUGGCUCGCCGACCUCGCCGCGACCUACUCGCCGCCGAUCCGCGUCAUGUACGAGGGCCUGUCGUUCGGCGCGCACCGCCAGAGCUGGCAAGACGCGUACGAGGUCGUCGAGGCCGCCGACCGCCCCAACCUGGGCCUGUGCCUCGACUCGUUCAACACGCUCGCGCUCGAGUGGGCCGACCCGUACGCCGUCGACGGUCGCCUCGGCCCGGACGUUGACGCCAAGCUCGAGCGCAACAUGGACGAGCUCGUGCGCCGUGUGCCCGGGAGCAAGAUCUUCUUCUACCAAGUCGCCGACGGCCGCUUCAUGUCGCCGCCGCUCACGCCCCCGACGGACCCCUCGAUCCCGCGCAUCCGCCCCUGGUCGCGCUCGCACCGCCUGUUCCCGCUCGAGCGCGCACUCGGCGCCUACCUCCCCGUCGACCGCUUCUCGGACGCCGUCGUCGCGACGGGCUACUGCGGCCCGUGGAGCCUCGAGGUGUUCAACGACAGCUUGGGCGACGCGAGGCGCGAGGUGCCGCAGGAGCAUGCGGCGAGG